Molecule: messenger RNA, 927 nt
Organism: Penicillium roqueforti
Lineage: Eukaryota; Fungi; Ascomycota; Eurotiomycetes; Eurotiales; Aspergillaceae
Product: putative beta-1,6-glucan biosynthesis protein (Knh1)
Exons: 4
Coding region: 1-927 (308 amino acids)
Biological process (GO): (1->6)-beta-D-glucan biosynthetic process; fungal-type cell wall organization; cell wall biogenesis
Cellular component (GO): extracellular region
Source: RefSeq, a predicted model, not a curated record
AUGAGAGUCCAAUUACUUCAGGUCGCCCUGUUAUUCACGGCCGUCUAUGGCCAGAUCAGUUCUCAGAUCACAACAUAUGAUCUGAGUUUCGACGGUGCAGCUGUCGUGAGUCUGCUUUGGGGCUUAGAUGGCGAACCAACUUCAACUUAUAAUUUUUAUCUCUGUGCCGGUGAUGAGACAACAGGUUCAUAUGACACUCUAUCGCAAGUUAUCAACAAUGGCGCCUAUGCUCCUGGUGACAUGGUGUCAUUUCGUGUCGAUCAAAGUGUCGGUGGGAAUGAACCCAAUGCAUACUUUCUCAAGAUAGUCCUAUCAGGCCCUCAUAACUACUGGUCCGGGUUCACCUCUCAUUUCACUUUGACCAACAUGAAAGGUACAUUCUCGACCAAAGUAACAAAUGCGAUCAAGACGAUGCAGCCGAUUCCCGCCGUCGUUAUUUCCUGGCCUACAGUCAAAGACGAUGACCACCUCAUCGAGGCCGCAGAUCUCACUUCAAUUUGCAACUCCUCUAGUCUCGCCAAGAGUUCCUCAACCGAAGCCACCUUGCAGUUCCCAACCUCAACCGCCAAGGGCGAAGCCGAGCACAAUGAAUUGCGCAAACGACAAGUGGCUGCUGUCGGCGGCGUUGGCGAUGUUUCUGUAGUUGACCAGCAUACCGUCCCAUACGGUGAACAGACUGGCUCGAUCAAAUAUGCCCCGAUGCCUAAGAGCGCUGGGACUACUGUCGCCACCAGAUCAGCCACUCCUCAAUACCCGCCUUUCCCGUUCUCUAUUGCAACCAGCUACUUAGGUGCGCCAACCAUCCAGUACACGGAUACAGCUUUUGCGACAUGGACGGCGAACACCAUCGAGAACACGGCUGCGCCCGCUCCUGCGCCCACAUUGGACAAGAGAAUGCAGAAGUGGUUGGACCGUUGGAAUGAUUGA